GCAUGAAUUGCUAACCGCUUCCCUUAUCACCAUUGUUACCAAUUGCUUUCAUUUCCACUCUCUCUUUCACUAAGCCAACUGGCAAAUUUGAUUGAUUUACCUUGGAAAAAAACAAGAGGGAGAAAGGAUCGAAGAAAGGACAAAAAGUAGUCUAGGAUUUGAGUGUGGUUCGUUUGGUCUUAUCCAGCUAUACCCUCUUUUCCUUUUCUGUUUAUAAACAACAGCUUCAAGAGUUUGCAUGUAUGUGAAAAUCCAAGAGAGAAAAGAGAGAGGAGUCUUUUUUUUUUAUUCAUUUUUCCAAUAGCAAAUUCAUUUCUUUUUAAUAUACGAGGGGUUGUAGAUCGGUUAGAGAAAAGAGAGUGAAAAAAAAAUGAAUGUAUCAGCUUCAAAAUGUGGUAGUGGCUGUGAAUCUGGUUGGACACACUACUUAGAUCAAUCCUCUUAUUCUCAAUCAAGGUAUCAAAAGUUUAGUGGGAACUUCGUGGUUGACGAUGAGGAGGAGGACUUAUCCAUGAUGUCUGAUGCAUCUUCUGGCCCUAGACCUUACUACCAAGAUUACGAGGAAUGCCAUAAGGAAAAUGGGAGCUUCUGUUCUGUUCCUGCAACCCCUGAACCAGCUAAGAGAAGCAGCAAAAACAAACAAAAAAUCAAAGAUCAUGGUAGCAAUCAACAGCAUUCUUAUCUUGAUGACACUGCCAGUUCCCCUGUAAUAAGCUUUUCCAAGAAGUGCUGCAAGAAAGAAGUUUCAAUGGAUUUGUUGGACUUUUCACAAGGGUUCUCUGGUACACAAUUAAAGGGCAAAUCAGCAUUCCACAAAAAUAUUGGUUUCUUGAAAUCUGGGAAAACAGGUUCCAAAGAUUCAGGUGGUUUCUAGUGAGGAAACUGGGGAAUGACAAAACGGGUAAACUGUCACAGCCUUUGUCUCUACAACUGCAUGCAGCUGCUCUGGAGAGAAAAAAUGUGAGGAAUUUGUAAAAAAAUUUAUAAAGGCAUUGGAUCACAAUGGGAUCUUGUUCCUUCCUUUAAUUCUAGUUUUUUAUUUGUUCCUGUCAUUGCAGUGGGAAACAACCUGAGAACAUUAAAAUAAAUUAAAUUCCU
Hibiscus syriacus is the source of this 1098-nucleotide messenger RNA. Its product is annotated as protein SOB FIVE-LIKE 6-like. The transcript is spliced from 4 exons. NCBI's taxonomy places the organism in Eukaryota, Viridiplantae, Streptophyta, Magnoliopsida, Malvales, Malvaceae. Bases 371 to 874 code for a protein of 167 amino acids. Gene Ontology annotation, biological process: cytokinin biosynthetic process. The record is from RefSeq and is a predicted model, not a curated record.